ACUUUGCAUUACCUAUAGAUCUGAAGACUAUUCAGAUUGAAAACUAAUACCGAUUUCUUAUCGAUGUUUCAGUCAUUUAGUUGUCAUUAAGAAGUGAUUGGAGACCGACAACCAUGUCUACCACCGACAUGACUGUCCCCAACACUUGCGUAGAGACCACACGGAUGAUCAUCACUGCCAUCGAUUGUCUGAAGGGCCGCAAAGCACGACCCGACGAGUCGAAGAUCUGCCACUUCGUCGAGAGAAAGUACGGACUCAAGAGGGAAGACAUCGUGAAAGGCAUCAAAGAGGCGGUGGGCGUGGGAUCUGUGCUGAAAGUGAAGUACAAGGAGUCCGUGAGUUAUCGGAAUCCACAGAAGUUUAACCAAAAGAUGUCAAACCAUAUAAUGGGUGCCAAGAGUUGGAACAUUAGUCCGCAAACUAUCAAACGAUUCCUCCGAGAGUUGCGACUCUUAUGCCGCUCCAGACCUCACGGCGUCUCCCGAGUGGAUCUCACGGCCUCUUUGCGCGCCAACAACCACUUCAUUGAUACCACCGAUUCAGCCGUCGAUAAACUCCUCACGAGAGUCAUUCAAACAGGGUCAGUCAAACAGUUACCAAAUGAUAACUAUGUGGUUGUGUUUGACAAAAGCGGUGAUGCGCUCAAAGGGAACGGCACUUCUUCGGUCAAUGCCUUCAAUACGGAUAGCAUUGGAUCUAAUAGUGAAGACAACGCGAGCACUGAUUUGCCAUCACUUCCAUUGAAUAAUCCGGAUCUAACCGAAGAUUCUUCGACCGCUUCCAACGGAAUGACCGUUAGUUCGGUGUCGGUGUCGGUGUCGGCGUCGCGUAAAAAGGGAGCGCCAGUGAUGGCUCGCGAAAGACCGGUCAGCAAACGGAAGAAAUUCAAGAAGUGUUUGGGUCCCGACUUUAUUGUCUCCUCAGAAUUGGGCGCACAAUACAUGAGGAAUAGCUUUGAGCCGAAGUGUGAUUUGUGUCAACUCAGGACCAAAUUCAACACUCGUGGCGAACAGGAAGAACUGCUCACUUGUAAGGACUGUAGCGCUAAAGCGCAUCCGAGUUGUAUGGACUACAGCGUGGAGUUGGCCGAGAGGUCGAGUCGGAGUCCGUGGCAGUGCAUGGAAUGCAAGACUUGUGAUAUCUGUCACGAUUCCAAAGAUGCCGCAAAUAUGUUGGUCUGCGAUCUCUGUGACAAAGGGUUUCAUAUGAGUUGUCACAAUCCCUCUGUUCUGCUCAAACCAAUCGGCAAAUGGGAAUGUCAUGAAUGUAACGCAAAUAAGAAUAGCGUUGAAGUGACAAACAAAACAAGUCUGAAGUGUGAACCAAACGAAGAAAGUGAUGAUUUGAUGAGUGAUAAGAAGAGUCAACGAAUUCUAAACAAACGAAACUCUGAGACCUCUUCCCUCUCGAGCGUUGCCUCCAAUUCCAAAGAGAAUUAUGGCAACAGUUAUCCAGAAGUGAUUCCAAACCCACAGAAGUGGUCGCCCGAAGACGUCGGGAAUUUUAUCCGAAACAUUGGUUUUCCGGAACAGUCGGUUCUGUUCAAAGAGCAGGAAAUCGAUGGCACGUCUCUUCUGCUAUUGAGACGAUCGGAUGUGUUGACCGGCUUUCACAUGAAGUUAGGGCCGGCGCUCAAAAUAUAUUCACAUAUAAUGCGUUUACAGAAAAAUGAUGAAUAGUUUGUUUUCCUUUUGUUUUUGGCAGUUAUUGUGAUGUUUCAACCGGUAGUUCAAUAUAAAAGUCAGCUAA
Molecule: messenger RNA, 1749 nt
Organism: Oppiella nova
Lineage: Eukaryota; Metazoa; Arthropoda; Arachnida; Sarcoptiformes; Oppiidae
Source: the annotation of a GenBank genome assembly